This is a messenger RNA of Folsomia candida, 1805 nucleotides long. Its product is annotated as putative serine protease F56F10.1. The coding region runs from base 143 to 1339 and encodes 398 amino acids. The record is from RefSeq and is a predicted model, not a curated record. The transcript is spliced from 8 exons. Gene Ontology annotation, biological process: proteolysis. Gene Ontology annotation, molecular function: dipeptidyl-peptidase activity; serine-type exopeptidase activity. NCBI's taxonomy places the organism in Eukaryota, Metazoa, Arthropoda, Collembola, Entomobryomorpha, Isotomidae.
AUCACUUAACAAAUUAAUUGUUCCGCAUUAAUCCUUCAUUCUGGGUGAAACCACCUGUCAAAAGGUGCAUACUUAAACGUCGAGUUGACUGCAGUUAUACUUCAUUCCCAGUUCAUACAAAUACUAUUUAACCCUAUUUAAAAUGAAAAUCUGCUACGAAAUUAGAUUCUGUGUAACUGUUUUGUUUUGUGGAAUUGUUGGCCUGGUUGAGGCAGAUAUUCCACUGACCCACAACUUCCAAAAAGAGCAAAUCUUUGUACAGGGAAACUGGUAUAAUAAAGACGGGUCAAAUGGAAGACCGGUAAUUACACCGCAGGACACCUUUCAACAGUGUAUGCACCACAAUAAUGCGUCCGGCUGCGAGACAACGUGGGGGCAGAGAUAUUGGACAAAUACAAACUAUUAUCAGCCAGGUCGACCAAUUUUUAUAGAGUUGGCUGGAGAGUGGGACGCGGCCGGAAGUGUGGAUGGGGGUUAUUGGCACAACUAUGCGAGACAGUACAAUGCUAUGCUCAUCGUUCUAAAACAUCGCUUUUAUGGCGGUAGUUUUCCAAUUAGAAAUCCUACAAAUGCUGAUUUAUGGUUGAUGACAUCUCAACUUGCGUUGGCCGACGCGGCACGAUUUAUUGAAGUUUUUACCGCCAAUAAUAAUUUAAAUGGAACUAGCUGGGUCGCGUUUGGUUGCUCAUAUGGAGGAAAUUUGGCGGCUUGGUUCAAACUCAAGUAUCCAAAUCAUGUGAAAACUGCGGUCUCAUCUUCCGCUCCGGUAGAAGCGUUGUACGAUUACCCAGGAUAUAUGCAGACCGUAUCUGACGUCGUGGAGGUAGUGGACGCACCAUGCUAUACCCAACUUUAUGAUACGUUCAGCUGUAUGGAGGCCCUAUACAAUGGUUCUCAACCCACUUGCGGGACAUACAAUUCCCCCGAUGACCUUCUUGCCCCGCUGCAGUGGUGCAAUUCCGUCGAUUGGAAUGGUCUCAGUCGAGAAAUAUUGUUCCUCUCGCUCGCCAUGAACGUGUGGGCGGCUAAUGCCCCGUCAGGUCCAGUUAGGCGAGCCUGCGACACCUUGUCAUCUAUCAAUGGUGCAAACAACGUCGAGAAAUACGGCAAUUUCAUGCUCGCCAUGGGGCAGGAUGGAGGUUGCCGCCAUCACGGUGAGAAAGCUGGGGCAGACAGAGAAUGGCUGAAAUCUGAGGAAGCUUGGCAAGCCGGCGCGGCGGGAUGGCGUUGGCAAACAUGCAACGAAUUUGGGUACUUCAUGUCCUCCGAUCCUAUUCAUGGGCUGUAUGGAAGGAGAACAUGGUCUGGCGAUGGGUACGGAUCGUACUGUACAACCUAAGGGGCACAAUUUACGCGAGCCUACGUGGAGGGACGGAUCGCGGAAACAAACGCGUAUUAUGGCGGGAAGAAUUUAGAUUCAAAAUGUGUCAUUUAUGUGCACGGAACAUGGGACCCUUGGCACACGCUAGGGGUCACGACACCAAAGGCUGAUAAUACAGUGAUUAUUGUUCCAGGAACUGAACAUUGCGCCGACAUUGGAAAUCCCACCAGUCCAGAGAUGGUGGCAGCCCAGGCACAAAUUUUGGCACAAAUAGGAUCUUACCUUAAUGAUCCGAUUUGUUAAAGUUAUCGGAAUUUGUUUUUAUGAAAUAUACGCAAAAAGGACAACACAUUUUUGGCAAUUUCCCAAUUUUCUAAAAUUAUACAGAAUAAAACCAUGCCUGCAUAAAAUCAUAAAUAAGUACGCGAUUUACGUAUGCCACUGUUAUUAAAAAUUUUGUAUCAUUUGCUGUCGUUUCUGCUGA